Messenger RNA from Phytophthora megakarya, 1440 nucleotides. Lineage: Eukaryota; Oomycota; Peronosporomycetes; Peronosporales; Peronosporaceae. The record is from the annotation of a GenBank genome assembly.
AUGCAGGAACACGAAGGUGUGUACCAUCCGGUGACAUUCACCAGUCGCACGCUGAAGGCAAACGAACUCAACUAUGGAGUGGUGGAUAAAGAAGUAUUGGCGCUUUUACGAAUAUUGAACGUCUGCUACUCACAGCUGGUAUCCAGAUCGAUCAAGGUCCAGUCACGAUUCUCAACACUGGCCUGGUUGCUCAAGUCGAACCGGUUCGACGGUCGACUGUGUAGGUGGCCAGCACUACUGUCAGGAUGGAUGUUGGAGGUCACCAAGUGUGUGAAGGGUGAAGACGAAAUCCUCGGAACAAUCGCAGCUAGCAUCACUCCCCGAGCCGAUGUCGAUGAAGCUCUAGGCGCGAUAGCACCCAAGACACAUCUACGGAAAAUGAUCACCAUGCCUCUACCAACGAUCGAACAAGACGAGAACCUCUUGGUGGUGAGUUUUGACGGAUCUGUGCGAGUGAAGCGCAGCGGCGGUGCGUAUAGUCCAGUCGUGUGGAAACUCUCGGAGUGGACGGUGGUGGAAGCCAUGUCGGAGUACAUGCCAGAUUUGACAGUGAACGAGGCGGAAUACCGUGGACUGAUUCUUUGUUUCGAUUUGCUCUCGACCUUGGACAGGGACCGUGUCGUAAUUUAUGAUGACUUGAAUUUGGUGAUUCGUCAGAUGCAGGGUGCGAUGGACUGCAAGACACCAGGCCUGCAACUGCUCCGACAGAAGGCGUUGAAUCGACUACGGUCGUGGCCGAAACACGAGUUCCUCCACGUGAAGUGGGAAUGGAAUCAGAUUGCGGACAAAUUGGCAAGUGCGGUGCUGCAACGAGAAGAAGGCGAAAUAGUCACCUCAGAGAACGAUCGUCAGGACUUGAUCACCCUCAACCGACUGGGCGAAAUGCUGAAGCCAAAGUUGAUCAAGACAGUCGUCAGCGUAAACGCAAUCACGCGAGCCACUGAGAGACAACGACACACACCGAAAGCGAUGGGAGAAUCUAUCAUACAGCGCAUACGGUGUCAGAGGAUUAGACAAGCUCAGGAUGAAGAGAAGUGGAUUGCAGAUAUGAAGGAGUACCUGGACGGGGAGGUGAGUGCCUUGACAGCAGAAGAGGCGAAAGCAUGCUCGGAGAUAGCCGCGAAUUACGAAGUAGACGAGAAUGGGCUACUCUUCUUUUGCCCCAAGAUACUGCAACGAGGCGAAGAUCGCGACGGUGUUAGCCCACACCGGAUUGAGGGAGGCACACAGGUAUGUCUUUACCUGGAUCGCGUAAAGGAAGAUUUCCCUCGCAAGCUACACACCGUUUCGCGCGACCGAGCCGAUCGGCAAUCACGCAGCUCGUCUCGAGACCGCCGGCUCAGGGUAUCGAAUUUUCCCGAUAGUACAUCUGUCGAAGUUGAAGCCACUGCGAACAUUCCCGGAUCGACCAAAAGUUGGUUUAAGCACCGGAGACGAUGA